AUGGCCAACCGCAAGACAACAGCCUCGUCCGAAAACAGCGAAGAGGGAAAAGCUCAGAAACUCCUGGUAGCGCUCCGGGUGCGGCCCAUCCUUCCGUCCGAGUUGGACAAGGGUCUCACGUGCAUCGCACACAAGAUUGACGAUAAGACGGUGCUCCUGGUGGAUCCCCAAAGCGCCGAAUCCGCGGAGAAAACUCGUAAUGGAAGUAGCAACAAAAAGGUGGUCAGUCACAAGUACGCCUUCGACUGGACCUUCGAUGAGAGAAGCUCGCAGGAAGAGGUCUACCAGAAUGUUGGAAAACCUCUGGUGGACAACGUCUUGCACGGUUUCAACGGGACCGUGUUCGCCUACGGAGCUACAGGAGCGGGAAAAACGUACACGAUGGUGGGCAGCGAUAAGAGUCCCGGCAUGAUGGUGCGUGUGUUCGACGACUUCUUCCAAUUCGCCAAAUACAACAACUCCACGACGGACACAAGCAUCUUCAUCUCUUACAUGGAGAUCUACAAUGAGAAUAUCCGAGAUCUGCUGAACACAUCCAACACCUUCCUUGAGCUUCGCGAGGAUCCCCAAGGUGGAAACCAAGUCUUGGGUCUCUCUGAAUUGGAGGUUACGAAUUCGGCAGAGGUGCUAAGGCUACUACAGAAGGGCAACAAGCGGCGGACGGUGGAGCCCACAGCGGCCAACAAGACGUCCUCCCGGUCUCACGCCCUGCUACGAGUCUCGAUCAGACAGUCCAGCCGGGACCCUUCCAACCUGAGCUCUUCCAGGAACAGGGUAGGAAAGUUGUUCAUGGUGGACCUGGCUGGAUCUGAAAGAGCCUCCAACACCAAGAAUACCGGAAUACGGUUAAAGGAAGGCGCGCACAUCAACAGGUCUCUUCUCGCACUUGGAAAUGUCAUCAAUGCAUUAGGUAUGCGGAACCCAAAGUACGUCAACUUCCGGGACAGCAAACUGACGCGGAUGCUCAAGGAGGCUCUCUCGGGCAACUGCAAGACGGUCAUGGUGGCCCACAUCUCUCCCGCGUCCGCGCACUACGACGAGUCCAGGAACACCCUGGUCUACGCCGAGAGGGCGAGGAACAUCACGAACAAGGUUCGGAUCAACAUGGUGGACGUGUCCCACCACGUGAAGCAGUACCAGAGCAUCAUCACGGAGCUGAGGCAGGAGAUCCAGAAGUUGCAGGACCGUAUCGAGGAGAACGACGCCUCCAAGGAGGAGUCCUCGACUCCUGUCUCUUCUCCCGAGGCUACGCACAAGGGCAUCAACAAUGCUGAAGACAACGGCGACAACAAUGCUGUUGUGGAGCAGAGCGCAGUCAACGAACGCAAUCAGCAAAACGAGAAGGCUGACAUGGAUCGGGAAAUUCGUCAGAUGAGGGCAGCUCUCGUCGACUCCUUCAACAAGCAAAUGGAAGUCAGGCGCAAGAUGAUGGAGAUCGAUAACUGCCUGCUGGCGCUCAGCACGGACUUGGAGAAACUCAGCAUUGUUAUCAAUCAAUGGGAGACUGAAAAAGUGAAGUUUGAAGUAGCCGACAACCAAGGUAAGACAGACGAGGAACCGGACUACGUGAGGCAAGCCUGGGAAGACAUUGAGUACAUUCAAGGAGAACAACAGAAAUUUCUUGCCUUACGGGAAGAUGUCGAGAAGGAAUUCGAAGACGCUCGCGAUAGGACCUACAAACUAACCGAGAACUUACCAAACGUCGUGAGCUCUGAGGAACAGCGAGAGCUUCUCAGGCUUCUCACACAAGUUCACAAGUUAGAGGUCGAAAAAAUUGAAAUGCAAACGGAUCAGUUGAUCAGAGAACACGAACUUCGGCAGCGGGAUUUGAUGAUCGUUCGAUAUGAUCGCCAACGUCUCUUAUGUGACGAGAUCAUCGGAAAGCAGAAAAUUCUCAUCAAUGAACUUUCAUCUGGAAUGCGGCGAAGGAAAGCUCGAAACGCCCAAGCCGCAAGAGAGCUGAACGAGCUGUAUCGGAUAUACCAGCAGGAGAUACAAGACUUAAGUUCCGGAAGAGACUCCGUCAUGAAACAUCUCAACGUUAAUCCUUAUCGGCCAAACUCCGUGCUCGGCCUUCGCCCGCUGGGGUCCAGCGAAAGCAUGUGGGACCUGAGCCCCAUGGAACCCCUGAGGGAAGAGGAGGACCGUUCGGAACAGCACGGCCUACCAUCGUCCAGUCAGAGCGACAACGUCACGGUCAGGCACCUUGUCCGUGGUCACGGAGAUGCCGGAGCCCUCGUCGGAAGAGUGGCGGGAGCUCCGGCCCACAGAGGCACCCUGUCCGAGCCGACGACGCCCGGAGGUCGUCUGCUGUCACAGCUGCCUCCCGUGGAGUUGACAAACUACGUCAGCCAUCGCGACGACAUUGAAGCUAGCACGAGGAGAAUUUCAAGCUUGGCGCAACAGCGAAAAUCGCUUCGGACGGCGGAGAGGACGUCGGAUCACUGGGAGAGAACUCCGGACACGCCGCAGGUGCGACGGUACAUCGGCAGCAUCAACGGCGGCGGCCCGCUGUCGUCCUCCAUGGGCAACGGUUCGGGCUUCGAGAGGAGUCGACUCCAUGCCAGCCUCAGAAGAGAGUCCAUUGAUUCCCUGCCUCACUUAGAAGACCAAAAAACGCAAAGGAGGAAAGAUAUCGGAAUGCGAAACAAGAUCCUUCGAGCCGUCGGCACCAGGCCACAAGCCUUCAGGUCGCCACUGGUCAGGAACAAACACGGGGGCAUCACGCUUGAAGACGUGCUACGCUUUUAUGUGGAACGCUGA
This is a messenger RNA of Ixodes scapularis (black-legged tick), 2763 nucleotides long. RefSeq names its product kinesin-like protein KIF19. Gene Ontology annotation, molecular function: microtubule motor activity; ATP binding; microtubule binding. The transcript is spliced from 23 exons. Lineage: Eukaryota; Metazoa; Arthropoda; Arachnida; Ixodida; Ixodidae. The coding region runs from base 1 to 2763 and encodes 920 amino acids. Gene Ontology annotation, biological process: microtubule-based movement. The record is from RefSeq and is a predicted model, not a curated record.